AUGUCUCAGGUCAGCGCACUUGAAUUUGCAAAGCCCAGUGGGAAUAAAAAUAUCACGCUUGAGCCACGACGCGGAGCCAAGUUCCUCUUUACAAAAGCUUCCAUUGAUAGCGAAAGACAAGAGCAGGUUACGAAAGGAGUACAAGAACUUAAUUCGCCGACUUCCUUCAAAGCAAUCAUCCGAAUCAUCCUCGAAAGUCUCUUCCGAAAAGUCAACCAUCGAUAUUAUCGAUUAGAUGAAUAUAUUUUCAAAGACAAUUCCCAGAGUUGGAAUAGUUCAUCCUUUUUAACGCUCAAAAAGGCUUCUCUUGAAUUGUCGGCGGAGAUAAAGUUCUUUCCUGUGUUGCUGUUUCAAUAUUUCGUUCUCAACAUCCUAUUGUCACCACUGGAGUACGAUCCUAUUUUAGGCUCACUCAGAUAUUCUAUCUACAUGUCAUUUGAUGAUGUCGCAGGCGACUAUAGCCAGUCGAUAUUCACUCAUGGUUCUACCACGCAAGAAGCAUGCCACUGUGACUUGCCAUUGAAACGCAAAUCCUACACAUAUCAUUCCCCAGAGGAAUUCUCAAUGGUACCUGAAUCUAGCAAGGCUCUAGCGUUCAGAGCUACUCUCGAGUUCCUAAACCGUCAGAAAGCUUUGUUCGAUAUCCUCUCUCAUAAAAUCGCUAUCUGA
Molecule: messenger RNA, 669 nt
Organism: Botrytis porri
Lineage: Eukaryota; Fungi; Ascomycota; Leotiomycetes; Helotiales; Sclerotiniaceae
Exons: 2
Coding region: 1-669 (222 amino acids)
Source: RefSeq, a predicted model, not a curated record